This is a messenger RNA of Lethenteron reissneri (Far Eastern brook lamprey), 4616 nucleotides long. Its product is annotated as oocyte zinc finger protein XlCOF6-like. The record is from RefSeq and is a predicted model, not a curated record. NCBI's taxonomy places the organism in Eukaryota, Metazoa, Chordata, Hyperoartia, Petromyzontiformes, Petromyzontidae.
UUUCACGCCGCGUGUAGUCGUCCAAGUGACCCGUUUCACGCCGCGUCUAGUCGUCCAAGCGACCCGUUUCACGCCGCGUUUAGUCGUCCGUCUCGUGUCUCCACCUCGUCCCCACCACCUCCUCACGCUCCUCCGAGUGGUCGGGGUGGCCAUCAUCCAGCAGUGGAUAGGUCAUGGCCGGUGGUGCUGUUGGCGGUGGUGCAGGAGAACUCGCCACCGCCGCGUUCGGUGCGUCGACUUGUGAUUAACACCUCAGAGGAGUCUCCAUCAUCAUCGCGAGGAGCUGCAUGAGACCGCGGGGGCCGUGAGAUGUCACGCAGAGGGGACGCACAGAGCGGAGACGGAGACACGGCUGGGGGUGAGGAGGUGGAGGAGAAGGCCGCUUCCUCUCUGCCCGUCGAGCCGUUCGUCGUUAAGCGAGAAGACAACGAUGAUGAUGAGGAGGAGGAGGCUGGGAUUGAGAUGUGGCUCCCGGUGAAGGUGGAGAGAGAAGACGGCGACGACCCAUUCAGACGCUUGCCGGAUCUGAAAGAGAACGUUCAACUUGGCGGAGCAGACAUUCGCGGCGAGGAAGAAGAAGAUGAUUGUCAGCCAGGCGGCGGUGGCCGUGGUUCCACCGUGAGGUCCGGCGAGCCUCGGGUGCAGCGUAGAGGCCGGGCGGCAGCGGCUUCACGGUCGGACGUGGCGGAGAUCGAGGUGGAGCUGGGGGACGACAUUGACGACUGCGAGAGCCCGGCCAAUGGCGACGGCCCCAAGACACUCUCUUGCCCCGUCUGCGGCAGGGGCUUCGUCAAGGCGCGCGCGUUCAGCGACCACGUGAGGCGCCACCGGGCCGAGCCCGGCGCGCGACGCGCGGGUCGCAGCGACCCCCGUCCGCUCAUAACGAAGCUCAAGGUCGCCUCCGAGAGGCGCGGAGCGACGGGCGCCGCCCCCCCCGCUGAGAGGCCCUUCAAGUGCCUGCUGUGCGACAGAGACUUCAAGUACAAGAAGUGCCUCAAGGUCCACGCGCGGACCCACACGGGCGAACGACCCCACGUGUGCCCGGUGUGCGGCAAGGCCUUCGCGUGGCGGACGCAGCUCGGCUACCACGCGCGGACCCACACGGGCGAGCGGCCGCACGCGUGCCCCGUGUGCGGCAGGGCCUUCACGGCGUCCUCGGAGCUGAAGAUCCACGCGCGGACGCACACGGGCGAGGACCUGCACGUGUGCCCCGUGUGCGGCCGGAGCUUCACGCUGUCGGGCAAGCUCAAGCUGCACACGCGGAUCCACACGGGCGAGAGGCCGUGCGACUGCACCGUGUGCGGCAAGGCCUUCAGGCGGCCGGGGGACCUCAACUCUCACAUGAGGACUCACACAGGCGAGAAGCCGCACCUGUGCCCCGUGUGCGGCAAGGGCUUCGCGUGGUCCAGCAACCUGAAAGUACACGCGAAGACCCACACGGGCGAGAGGCCGUACGGGUGUCCCGUGUGCGGCAAGGACUUCGCGCGGCAGGGGGACCUCAACUGCCACGCGAAGACGCACACCGGCGAGAGGCCGCACCUGUGCUCCGUGUGUGGCAAGGGCUUUGCCGAAUCGGGGAAGCUCAGGGAGCACACGAGGUGCCACACAGGGGAGAAGCCGCACGCGUGCUCCACGUGCGGAAAGGCCUUCGCGCAGUCGUCCAAGCUGAAGAACCACGUGGCCAUCCACGCCGAGAGGCCGCACAUGUGCCCCGUGUGCAAGAAGACGUUCGCCGAUCCGACGAAGCUCGAGGCCCACGCGGGCACCCACGCCGAGGCGGGGGAGGGGGAGGAGGAAAAGGAGAAAUCCGGGUCGGCCGUGCAAACAACGGCGGGCUGCGGUAGAUGCCCGGCCGCCGAGAGACACGCGUGCCCCGUGUGCGGGAGGGGCUUCCCCGGGCGGCAGAAGCUGGAGCUGCACGUGAGGACGCACACGGGGGAGAGGCCGUGCAAGUGCGGCGUGUGCGGGAAGGGAUUCGCGCAGCCGUCGAGCCUCAAGACCCACGUGGCGACCCACGGCGGCGAGAAGCCCCACCUCUGCCCGGUGUGCGGCAAGACGUUCACGCAGUCGGGCAGCCUGAGGACGCACGCCAGGCUGCACGCGGGCGAGAGGACUUUCCCGCGGCUGACGGACCUCGACGGCCACGCCAAGACCCACCACGCCGCGGAGGCGGGCGGCGGCGACGGCGGCGGCUGCACCGGCAAGGAGAAGCCGCACGCCUGCGCCGCGUGCGGCAAGGCCUUCCCCGAGGCGGGGAACCUCCGCAAGCACGAGAGGACGCAUGCCGGCGAGCGGCCGCACCGCUGCUCCGCGUGCGGCAAGGCCUUCGUCCUGCCCGAGAGCCUCCGCGUGCUCGAGAAGGGGCACGCGGGCGAGAGGCCCCACGCCUGCCCCGCGUGCGGCAAGGCCUUCCAGGUGGCCAAUCAGCUGCGGCGGCACCUGCGGACGCACGAGGAUGAGAGGCCGUUCGCGUGCGGAGCCUGCGCCAAGGCCUUUGCCGAGCCGGGGAAGCUGCGCAAGCACCUGAGGACGCACGCCGGCAAGAGGCCGCACGAGUGCGAUGCGUGCGGCAGGGCCUUCGCCGAGAGGGAGUACCUCCGCAAGCACCAGCGGACGCACGCCACUGAUGGCGCCAACCCGACGGAGUGAAUUGCGAGGGACGAAUCGGGUCGCGGAUCCACGGGCGGGAGAGCCCAUGCCCGAACAGUUGAUUGACGCUCUCUCGAGAGAGAAUACGAAAGCGCUGAUUAUUGAGACUUUAAGAUUGUAUUCAUUUCAGGCCCCCAGUGUUUUGAGUGUUUUGAGUUUAUGUUGAUUCAUUACGUGGAUAACGGUCCCGUUCAUCCAGUUGCCCGGCUAUUUUACACGGGAGAUUUCCGGGUGCUGUGCGAGCACGGUAGAAGCAGCGGCAGCAGCAGCAACAAAGACUACAGCGUCAACAUUAAUGAAAAAUAGGAAUAGGUUUUAACCUUUUUGGCAAUAAAACGGGAGUUGUGUUAUGAUGUUCAAACGCCAAAUAGAUUAAACCUUUUGCAAGGCAUCAUGUCUGCAUUAACCACACAUUCGUGUGGCAAAACAUGCAAAAAUAUAUACUAUGAUAAUGUAUACAUUAUGUUUGAAAUUGAUUGGCCUUGUCUCACCGGUGUUAGACCAGAGAACGCCGAAAGGAGACCAGUUCAAAGACGACACAAAUAUCAGAGCACUUAUAGCUCAAGUCGAGCAGUUACAUCUACGAUACAUUUUUGCCAGUGUAAAAUAUUACGAAAAAUACGAAUAGAACCCUUUCCGCCGGUAAAGCAGAAGCUGUACAUCAUUAGACCUCCUUUGCCAGUACCAAAAUAUAAUAAUAGGGUGUUUCCACUUUUUUCUGGCAACACAACUGAAACCUUUUUUACGAGGCAUCAUGUCUGCAUUAACCACAAUACUUGUGGUCAAAAUGCACGCCUUUUGGCGUCCUCUGGUCGAGCACCAAUUGAGACGAGGUUCAAAAGAAAGCUGUCUGGUGUGGACCAAUCAGUUUCAAGGGCAGUGCAUCAUUAUCAGUGUGUUUUUUUGCAUUUAGACCACAAGCAUUGUGGUUAAUGGAGACACGAUUCUUCGUAAAAAGGUUUCAGUUUUGUUGCUAGAAAAAAGGGGGAAAACCCCGCUAUUAUUAAAACAGAAGCUGUGUUUAGAUGCUGAAACACCAAAUAGACGAUAGCUGUACUUGCAAGGCAUCGAAUAUACAACAUCGACAUUGCAGGGAACGGGUCCAGCAGGGUCCUCAAGGAAUAUUUGACGAGGAAUAAACGUGAACUAAACUCGCGCGAAUCAAAACUAUGGUGUUGACUUAAAGCUUUCGUGACUGCAGGAAUUCAUAUUCUUUGGGUCUUUCGGUAAAGUGACGUAGAUAGGAUCAAAUUAAUAAAAGAAAAAAUAAUAAAUGUAAUACUAAUUAUUGUAUUUUUAUGAAUUUGAUCCCAUCUACGUGAUUUGACCGAAAGAACCAAAGAAUUAACAAAAAAUGGUGCUUAAGUAAUACCGUAAAAACCGUAAACCGUAUUUAUUUUAAAUGUACAGGCAAACCCCCCACCCCCCCCGGGUUAUGGAAGGGUUAGGUUCCCGAGAAAUAUCCGUAACCCGAAUUUUCCGUGUGUCAGAAACUGAACAAUUCCCCGCCCCCCCCCCCAAAAAUCAACGAUAAAAUCGCAUGUUGGAAAAUAGCUGUGCUUCCUCUACCCAAUUUACUCUUUCGUUUUCUGUCACUACUGCAGCGCACUUUCGUCCGUGUUGUACCGCUUACCUGCAUCAUAUCGCUGCACUUCCUGUGAUUCUUUCAUUUAAUCAAAUAGCUACCCUGACACUACCCACAAAUAAACGAAUAGGUUAUAUCCUGUACUGUGUCCAAUUGCUUUGUGAAUACCAUGAAGCAUAGGAAACAAACGACUAUGUAAUGCUACGAAAGGAAAAGGGACGAUGUGGCGGUUAGAGGUCUACUCAGGGUAACAAUGUAGUGACUCGCAGUGUUAUACAGAACACCACCGCUUUGGUGGAAUAUGCGGCCCUGCCUUAUGCCUCGCUCCGAGGUAUUCAUCCGUAACCUCACCACGCUUGCACUAUUUACGCAUGCUGUAUUU